GAGAGUCGCCACCUCGCCCGCUCAUUCUCCCGGGAUAGAGUGCCAAGCGAGGACCUACUUUUCUAAACUGACUGCUGCAGCAGCUUCCGCUGAAAAACAAGUGCUGAACAAAACUGAUUUAGUGUUGCUUUCAUUGAGUUAUAUUAGUGAAGUUACAGUGACUUGCGGUUGUGGUGGUUUUAACCAGUAUUGUGUACUGAAUAUUAUCGUCGCGUAAAUAAGAUAAAACAAAAACUAGAUAGCAGACGGCUACGUGCCGGUCCAUAUUUACAACCUCGAUACGGAUAUGAGAUAGUGGGAAGCGGGUGGUAAUUGUGAUCGUGCAAUGUUACAGGCGAUGAGUAAGUAGAGGCCUUGACUCAUUCAUAGAGAAGAGGAGCAGGAGGAGGCGCGGGGCCUAGCAAGGUGAACGAAGUUUGUCUUAAAGAGGUUUAACAGAGCAAGCCAGUGACAGCCACCACCGAACGAGUUCGUCGUUGCCGUUACACAACGUAACCAGAUCCCAGCCAGGAAAGGGUUUAACAUACGGAAAAUAGCAAAAAUUUCCGAUACUGACAUAGCGUAAACACAAUAUUGCCAUCACCGCGAAAAGUAGGUUUGUAUUAUGAUAGAAACCUCACCCGAGAACAAUUGAAAUCUGGCCAAAGGCCAGUAACAGACCAUUCAUACGCCUCUUUAAACAGCAAAUUAUAAAUAAAAGAGAAACAUUUUAGCACAGAGAAACAAAGUAUAAAUCGUGCACAAGAAACCCUGAGCAACGAGCCUAGCAAAUAUCAAUAUCAGAGUGACGUCUUGAACCACGAAUGUACAGAAAAAAUUGUGAACAAGUCUAGGUAACAGUAUAAAUAGUUUUUAAGAGCGGCUAUUUGAUUCCAGAAAUUUUACACGGGAAAUAAAGUCUAGAAACCUAAAAGUGAAAUAAUCAAAGAGAAACUCCUUUAAAGAAUAUCAGGAUAUUUCUAGCGGAGUUCCCCCUCACAACGCUCAAGGCCAGAAAUUCUGCAGGUAAAGAGCCUUGCAGGAGUUUUCUUCCAUGAUGUCAACAGACAAGUAUCCUGGCAUGAGUUGUCCCUGCCCUGGUAGCGAUGUGGACGCCUGGAUAUCCCAGCUCAAGAAGAAGCAGGCGUUGGAUUAUCACCAGUUGGAGAGCCUGUGUUCCAAGGUGAAGGAGGUGUUGACGGAAGAGAACAAUGUGGUGGAGGUGUCGUCGCCAGUGACGGUGUGUGGGGACCUCCAUGGCCAGUUCUACGACCUCAUGGAGCUCUUCACAAUCGUAGGCGAGCCUCCGGAGACCAACUACCUCUUUAUGGGUGACUACGUAGACCGGGGCUACUAUUCAGUCCAGGUGGUGUCACUCCUGCUGGCAAUGAAGCUCCGGUAUCCGCAGCGAGUAACGCUGCUUCGGGGUAACCAUGAAUGUCGGCUCACUACACAGGUCUACGGGUUUUACGACGAGUGCUACGCCACCUACCAGAGCUGCGACGCCUGGAAAUGUUUCAUGUCGGUGUUUGACUGUCUGCCCCUCACCGCCCUUGUCGAUAACGUGAUCCUGUGCAUGCACGGCGGACUCUCGCCCUCCCUCGACUCUAUUGACCAGAUUCGCGUCCUGGAUAGGUUCCAAGAACUGCCUCAUGAGGGUGCCAUGAGCGACCUCUUGUGGUCAGAUCCUGACGACUCCGGGUGGAGGGUUGGUUGGAGAGACAACGCCAGGGGCGCCGGGUACAUGUGGGGCUCCGACAUCUCCCACGACUUCACGUACAGUAACAACUUGGCAUUCGUCUCGCGGGCGCACCAGGUUCAGGACGCGGGGUACAAUUGGUACCACGAUGGUAAGGUCAUUACCAUAUUCUCCGCCCCAAACUACUGCUAUCGCGUCGGGAACCUCGCCGGGUACAUGACAGUGGAGGAGGGCACUCAUACUUGCUACACAUUCGAAGCGGCGCCUAGAGAUGAAUCCGAAACGCUUUCCAAGAAUUAUACAACAUAUUUCUGCUAGCAUCUUCUCCCUCCUUUAUAGUAUCCACAUCAAAAGACAGCAUUUAAAAUCAUAUAUUACUUCAUACACAAGAGAGAGGAAUCGCGGGUCGAUUCCAAAACUUGUGCCGUUCGGAAACCGCCAUAUUAUGGCUCCAGCUGUGAGUCAAGGAACCUUGAUAUAAACAGUUGAAAACCGUUGUUUGUAAUAAAAUGUUCGGAUGGGUAAUCAGUGAACAUACGCUUGUAAGGUUGAGAAUGACGACGGACGAGGAAUUGUGUGUAUGGAAACGUUCCAUUGGAUGAAUACUAAGUCAGCCUCAGGAGUGAGCUCAUCCGUGAACUGCUUCGAACAGACCUGCCAGCAGCGACGUCCUUCGCCACCAUAUCUCUUCCCAGGACGAAGUAGAAAAAAAACCACGAUACCAAAUCUUCCUAUACCUCUACCAAAGUUUCUUUCAUUCCUAGUCCAGAGAGCUUAGGUACCACUGUAAUCCAGAAAUAUCUUAAAACGUUUAGCCGCACCACAUUCGCCAGUGUGCCUUUAAAAGGAACUUAUCAAAUCUAUUCACACGAAAAAAAUAUAUAAUAAUUUGAGCAUUUCUGUAAUAAAUACGUAAUGUACAUCCCUGGCAUCUCCCCCCAGUCUAAAUGCUUGCAUGUAUUCCACUGAAGGACAUAUAUUUUUAAAUAAAAAUAUUAGACGAAGCAGCGAACGAGAGCUUACGAGACGUACUGUGAUAUUAUCAAGUGCCAGUAUAUACGAGUAUGUAAAACCUAUAGAUACAAACCAGUAAAUCCUUUAUAUAAUUAUUGAUUUUGCCUUACUGUGGAACUAUCUAGCAAUGAACGUACCUGUUAUUUCUAAUUUUUUAUAUUUAUGUGUUUGCUUAUAUAUAUAUAUAUAUAUAUAUAUAUAUAUAUAUAUAUAUAUAUAUAUAUAUAUAUAUAAGGGGAUAUCACCUAUGGUUGUUUGUAGGGACCCUCAAGCCUCGUAGAAGAGGAUAUUCAGCACUCGGGGAGCUUUGUCUGACUCCCAUGUGCGCUGGUACAUAUUGUCUUCUACCACUAUAAUAUUAUAUACAUAUACAUAUUAUAUAUAUGUGUGUAUAUCACGAAAAUAAACACGUGAUUAAAAAUGUGACAAUGUCAGACCACGGAGGAAAAAUGAAACAGGAAUUUCUUGAAAACAGGAACAACAGGAAUGAAACAGUUGAAAUUGUUUCAGGAAUUAAACAGGAUGAAACAGUUGAAACAGGAAUGAAUGCCUGUUUCAUUUUUCCUACGUGGUCUGACAUUGUCAUAUAUAUAUAUAUAUAUAUAUAUAUAUAUAUAUAUAUAUAUAUAUAUAUAUAUAUAUAUAUAUAUAUAUAUAUAUAUAUAUAUAUAUAUAUGCCAUUUGCUAUGUAUCUCGUCUCUUAAUGUGUGUAAACAUCGGAGUCUUCAUCUUGUAUGCUUCCGAUUUUCCGAUUUGUUUGUACUGAAUUAAACCACUGUGAUAUAUGUACCAAUGGGAGAUCAACCUGCCACACAGACUCCUUGUCUUGUAAUACACGACUCGCACCAACAUGGGUCAGCAGCCCGUCCUCAUAAACACUGGCCCAAUGCCCGUUAAUUAAACCGGCAGCUAAACCCCCCUUGUUUACGAAUGAAUGAGUUCACAUACGACUCUACCCAUAAACGUUCAAAUCUCGCCCUUACGAAAGGCUUCACCCACUUAAUAUAAACACAAAUAACUGCCAACAGCAUCAAAAUACUUAACUUAUCCAAUCCUAUGUCUAACUGUAUACACAGUUUUAUAUUAAUACUAAUUUGCAUAUGAGAAAACAUACUUUUUGGUUACACAGUACUUAAAAUUUUACGAAUGCGUCUUUGGGGUCGGCCGCAGAAUGGACCUAGAUAUCCCGAGGACGGUGUGAUAAUUCUUUGACAUUGAUGCUUACAUAGAUGUGACAGAGAACGACUCCUAGACAGACGUGACAGAGAACAUGACGCAAAUUAUUUGACGCAGAAGUCUCCACAUUCGUUCCCACAGCGCUACAUUAUUGUAUUUUGCGUUCUAAUAAACAUAUUUAUUGAGA
Molecule: messenger RNA, 4055 nt
Organism: Procambarus clarkii (red swamp crayfish)
Lineage: Eukaryota; Metazoa; Arthropoda; Malacostraca; Decapoda; Cambaridae
Product: serine/threonine-protein phosphatase 2A catalytic subunit beta isoform
Biological process (GO): mitotic cell cycle
Cellular component (GO): cytosol
Molecular function (GO): protein serine/threonine phosphatase activity
Source: RefSeq, a predicted model, not a curated record